Anarrhichthys ocellatus (wolf-eel) is the source of this 5733-nucleotide messenger RNA. It is a transcript of the gene ciita, whose product is annotated as class II, major histocompatibility complex, transactivator. The record is from RefSeq and is a predicted model, not a curated record. Gene Ontology annotation, molecular function: protein binding. Lineage: Eukaryota; Metazoa; Chordata; Actinopteri; Perciformes; Anarhichadidae. The transcript has 22 exons. The coding region runs from base 1743 to 5591 and encodes 1282 amino acids. Gene Ontology annotation, biological process: positive regulation of MHC class II biosynthetic process; positive regulation of MHC class I biosynthetic process; positive regulation of transcription by RNA polymerase II.
UGGCACUCAAUCAUCAUAAAUCGUGUCCCCUCUUGCUGGUUUUCUAUUAUUCUAUCAUGCCUUUAAGUCUUUGUCUGUUCUCAUCUCCGUGAUGUGCCUGGGGUUAUAGGAACACCAUCAAAGCCUUGAUUCCGUGGUUGUAUGGGUGCUGAGAGAAAGUUCUCCAGGUGCUUCCGUUUUCCCUUUGGUGCUUUCCACUCAAAGUCACCUGCAUGAGGUGGCAGACAAUAUUUGUUUAGUGGUGUUUUAGGUGGACAGGAUUUGGAGGUUAAUGUGUGCCACACUUUCACUUUUGAUUUUGAGUCAUUCCCAGGCUGCUAAUUAUAGGGAAAAAGGGUGUGCGCUUCCCACGCUGGCAACGAAGAAGAAUUUUGUUUUUGUCUGUUAGGAGUGUAAGAUGAUGUCAUUCAAAGGAUUUGAUAUACAGUACAUACUGUAGUUUUAGAUAAUCAAAUUAGUGUUUUGUAUUCUAAAAUAUUCUGAAAAAUAUAAGUCAAUCUCACAUCUCUGCCGGCUUGAAUAUUUCACUCAAUUUGAGUUCGAGCAGUGAUCCAUUGGAGGCUUCAGACGGAGGAAUUAAAAGGGGCACAUGGGCUCAAGGGUUCCUGGUGGACUUUGCCGCAGGGAAACCUGCUAUCAGUGCACACAACGCAAAGUUGAGGCAAAGAACAAAAAUGUUUUGCCCAGAGGAGAUUAGUUGAAUGUAACAUAAUUCAAUUAAAAGGCGGAGCUCCAUUUUCAUGCACAUAGGUGUUACCUGUUGUUAUUAUUAAUCCACUAGCAUGUGGUGCAUUUAUUCAGCUCAGGUAAUGUUGCUACAGUUCAGAAUGACAUCAGUCUGACUUGAGAUCAUGCUGACUACUUUCAAAUAGCUACGGACCUUCCUGUUUACCAUUGCUUUCGAUUGGUUUUCUUUUAAAUCUGAUUUAUUUGUUAUUUGGUUUCAUUGGGGUUUUUGUGCUUUUGUUUGCUUGCUCAUAUUAUUUUUAUCAUGUGUUUCUUGUGUAAUCUGUAAAUGACUUUGGGUUGCAUCCGGGUAUGAAAUGUGCUAAAUAAAUAACUGUGCCUGUCCUGACAUUAUUUUGUAUAAUAACUGAUCCGUGGCAGGAACACGUGGAAAAGGAUGACUUUUGAGUCAGGUGCUGGCUGUCUUCACAUGCAAAGGGAGUUUAUUUUUCGGAACCGCAGAAAUUUGUUGGAGCUGGCAUGGUGGAAUCAGGGGUCAACGAGAGAGGUAUCAUGGCCACAUAUCUGAAAGAAAAUCCUGGAGAAGUCCAUGAAUGGAUUUUUAAUGAAGUAAAAGGAAAUUACUGGAAGCCAGGGCAUCAGGGACUUAAGAACAGGAGAGGUGUGCACAGUUUAAACUCUGUACCUAUUUGUUUGUUGACUUUGUGUCUCACUGACCUUUAGUCUGGCCUGGUUUGUCUGAUUAGUGUUGAUUAGCAACACCUGCAUUUUGAGCCUGUGCUUUAUAGUGUACAGUACGUUAUUUAGGGUUUAGCUUUGACUGUCCAUCACAUACCUCACAACCCUCUGUGUUCAACUGAUCAUUUAAGGAGUGACAGGCUUUCAAAGAUGUGUCUUCAUGAUGGCAGUUACAUGAGGACCUAAACCCAAACUGCCGUCUCCUCCAGAAACAAACUGCUGCUUCAGGUGCCGCCAUCUAUCCCCGCCACGGAUUGGCACCUCUGGUGCGCAAUCAGUCAAAGUGAAAGUAAAACCCCUGUUUAAUAUCAUAUGACAUGAGUCUGCGCACUAGAGGUACUAUAAGGCGUAUCGGAGAAUGUAUGCUGCGUUUGAAGAACACACAGCAUCUGAAAAGUUUAUUGCACAGCGGCGGAAAAAAAGUUUUAGAGCCGGAGUUCAGUGGACAUGACCGACAUCCAGUGAGGCGACAGGCAGGUGUAAAGAUGCAGGAAUUGGAUCAGGACCCGUUUAUCUGUCCUUUCUUGGGAGAUCUACCAGAUGAUUUAUCUGAAUUCUUUAACGAUGAUUACCUGGGAAAGUUUGUGGUUCCUGACCUCGACACGGAUGUGCUCUUUGAUGAUCCAUGGUUGAAUUGUGAGGAUGAACUCAUUAGCACCUGCAACACUUCAGGUGCUCUUCCUGAGCCAACAGAGCUGCCCAGCCCAGACAGCCACCAGCAGGAGCAGACGAACAAAAAUACAAGCAAAACAAAUAACAGUAGAAAAAGACCCAGAGUUCCCCGGUCACCACAGUGCACUGAUGAGAACACACCAUCAAGGCCCAAAAGACAAAAAGCAGCAGGUCAACCAAAAACCAAAGUGGCACAGGCUGAUCCAUCUGUCACUCAAGGCACUGACACAGGGUCAAAGCCGAGUUCAGCAGAGACGGCCAGCCUCUCCACCACUCCACCAAGAAUCCUUCAUCUUCAUCCCUCCAUUCAGUUUGUCCCCAUCCCAGACACUCCAGCAUGUCAGGUUGUUCGGACACUGAGGCUCUCUCAUCCGCUUAUCACACUUCCACUCCCCAAUACAGCUGCUACACCUACUUACAUAUUGGUUCCUGCUACCUCACCUCCCUUCAAACAGCAAGUGCCACCCCUCUCCCCGAUGGACGGAGCAGUAGCGCCAGUCCAAAUGAGUUCAGCCCCACCGGGAUCUCUGUCAGACACCGCUAGCAAAGCCAUGUCUCCACCUUGUGCCUUACCCCUCUCCCCCAACAAUGAGAUGUCUACAUGUAAGGAAUCACCUCUUCCUCAGUCUCCCACAGUCCUUGAUAUUCCACAGGUUGUAAAGGACUACAUUCAGGAAGCCAAAGCACACGUGAGUCAAACCUGCCAGGAUAUGGAGUCAGGCCUUUGUCUGACUUCUCAUUACGUAGAUGUGCAAGUGAGCCAGAGAGAGAUUCUCCGGUCUGGAAAGAACACCAACAAAGUCCUGGACAAGGAACUAGUCAUCACGGGAGAUACAGAUCGGCAAAAAAGGUUGUUGGGGCACAUUCAGAUAUUCGAAGGCUCAAAUGGAGACAAACCCAAAUGCUACAUAUUGCUACUCGGCAAUGCUGGCAUGGGAAAAACAACCCUGAUCAGAAAACUGUGUCUUGACUGGUCCAGAAACUGCAUCCCACAGUUUGACUUUGUCUUCGUUUUAGACGGCAAAGCACUCUCUUUAUCGGAAGCAACCUAUAGCCUUCAGACCCUUCUUUUAAACUUCUCCUCUUUUGCCCCUUCCUGCAUGGACCCAGAGGCAGUGUAUGCUCAAAUUCUCGCAGCCCCUAAGCGUGUGCUCGUCAUUUUUGAUGGGUUUGACGAGUUGCGGGACUAUGAAAUUCUUCUCCAGACUCAAGAAAAAGACUUGAUAACGUCAUUGCUAAAAGAAAGUAAAGCACAGAACUACACAGUAAGACAGUUAUAUUCUGCCAUCCUUCAGAGGGUCCUCCUUCCAGGCUGCACUCUUCUGCUCUCCACUCGACCAAGAGGCACUGCCAGCCAGCUACUCAGGCGGACAGACAGUCUUUUAGAGGUGUGUGGCUUUAACCCCACAAACGUAGAAACAUAUUUAUCCCAGUACUUCACUGAUCCUGACCUCAGAGCACCUGCUUUGAGCUGUUUGAAAAGCUGCAGCUAUCUACAACUCCUCUGUUGGAACCCUGGACUAUGUCGGUUGGUCUGUUUGGUUUUAGAGCAGUGCAAAAGUUCGGAGGACCUACCAAGAACUUUAACCGGGCUCUGUCAUCAAGUGCUUCAUCUGAAACUGGAAAAGGACCAUAGUGGCACACUCCCGGAGGCUGAAACUCAAUCAGAAGUGUCUGUGCAAUCAGUAGAAAAAACUCAGACACAAAUCUCAAGAAGUUCUCAAGUGAAUAGGCGUCAAAAAAACACUCGGACAAAGUCCAGAGCACUGGUUCGCACUUGCUCUCGUACCCAAAGCGAAAAAGAGGAAGAUGACGUUGAUAGGGAGUGGGUGAAGAGUGUUGGCGGGGAAGUAGAUAGAACAGAGAGAGAGUUGCUGUCCCAGCUGAGUUGUCUGGCCUGGAAGGGGGUCAAAGCAAACUCUUCCAUCCUCCCCACAGAACAGAUAUCUGCCAAACUCAAGGCGUUCGGCCAAAGGACGGGGCUCUUCUUCUCUUACCACCUAAGGACGAGGCAGGGUGUCUCAAGUGGUGAGAGGGAGGGAGGAGGAAGAGAGGACAGAGAAGAAAUAAGAACACGAAAGAAUAGAGAAAAGAGGGGAAAGAAUGGGAGGACGUCUACUGAAGACGCUAUUGCAAGUGAUGACCACAUCCUGUUGUGGGCCAACCCUUUCCUUCAGAGUUACCUGGCAGCGGUUCAUCUGUCUCUGUCAAGGACCGUAACAGACCGUGCCUUCCUCCAGACCCUCCCUUUCCAGUCAGGCCAGAAGGAACGUCGGCGGCCUCAGAGGGAGGAGGUCGAUCUCACUCAGCGAUUUGCAGUCGGGCUCCUGUUCCACAACAGGACAGAGCUGCAGAGGCUUCACUCAUACACAGAGACAUCCUUCAGAGAUAUGGUGGCCGUCAAGCAGGCUUUAGUAACAAGACAUCUUGAGGGGCUCUCCCAUCAUGACCUGAGCCCCGCCCAGGUCCUGGAGGCUUGCCACUAUGUUUAUGAGGCCAGUUCCAUGCAUGGCGAUGGUAGCAGAGACAGUGGCAGCACACGAUUAGUCGCUCACCUGGCAGCAAAUCUUCCAGAAGUCCUGACGUUUCAUGGAGUUCCAUUCAAGCCGUCGGACGUGUUCGCUGUGCAGAACGUUCUCGAAAGGGGUGGAACUGAGGGAAGAAGGUUCUGUUUGGAUCUGGAGGAUUGUGGGAUACAGAUUUUGGGACUCAGAGCUCUGGUGGGGCUCAACAACAUCAACACAUACAGGGCAUGCAUUGCUGAUGUCAUCACCUUAUGGGAGCAGCUAGAGCACAGUGGUGAAGAAGACCUCCUACAAGAGACGGUGUCCAAAUUCAAGAUCCAUCCUCUGAAAGCCACACAGGUGUGUCACGUGGAGCACCUGGCAAAGCUGGUGAACAUACAUAUGCACAAGAGGCUGUCGGACAGUUCCAGCCAAUCAGAUUCCAUUCUGGCAGAGGGAGUGCCAGCUGUCAAAGAGCUACACAAGCUGGAGUUUGAGCUUGGUCCAGAAAAAGGUCCCCUGGUUCUUCCCAAGCUUUGGGAGCUCCUGCCAGGUCUACAUAACCUACAGCACUUAGACCUAGAGAACAGUAAGAUAGGGGACAAAGGAGCAGAGAAAUUAGCUGAUGCUCUAGUCUCACAUGGUUCCCUGGAGAUACUCAAUCUCUCACAGAACUGUAUCGGAGACCAGGGGGUUAAGAAAUUAGCGGCAACACUGAGGGAUCUGCCCAAACUGCACUGUUUAAGUCUCUACAGUAAUGAGAUUUCUGAUGAAGGGGCAGAGAGCUUAGCAGCUGUCCUCCCACACGUGGCUUCACUCACUGAACUGGACGUGAAGUAUAACAAGCUAACAGACGUUGGAGCACAAAUUUUGGGAGCCAGUCUGAGAAACUGUACAAAGAUGAAGACUCUGAGGAUGUGGAAUCAGUGUAUUCCAUACGGAGUGUUUGAGAGACUUCAGCAGCAGGACAACCGGAUCCAGUGGCAGUAGAACGACAUGAAACCUGGACAUGGACUUUUUAUCGUGUUUCUCAUGCAUACAUGUUCACACUACACAACACAUUUUCUAAAGCAUGUAUGUUAAAGAAACAGUUCCUGGAACAGAGAGAGAGAGAGAGAGAGAGAGAGAGAGA